Orbicella faveolata is the source of this 1639-nucleotide messenger RNA. RefSeq names its product adhesion G protein-coupled receptor D1-like. Gene Ontology annotation, molecular function: chitin binding; G protein-coupled receptor activity. NCBI's taxonomy places the organism in Eukaryota, Metazoa, Cnidaria, Anthozoa, Scleractinia, Merulinidae. The record is from RefSeq and is a predicted model, not a curated record. Gene Ontology annotation, cellular component: plasma membrane; extracellular region. Gene Ontology annotation, biological process: G protein-coupled receptor signaling pathway; cell surface receptor signaling pathway.
AAGUGACGCCAUCAUUUUUUUUUGCCAUGGUAAACACUAACGAUGGUAACACUAACGAUUUCUUUAGUACUGUAAGGCUGAAAAGCUCUUUAAAGUGUCAAAUAGUUCGUGUAAAACAGACGUUUCGGGCUUAGCCCUUCUUCUCUCAACACUUAUGGGUUUUUAGUUCAUCUCUACAAUGUAUUCAGUAAUUUUGUAAUAUAUGACUUGAUCAUUUUUACCUGUUUAUUUGUAUAAAAACUCUUCCUUAGUAGUAAUAACCCUUUAUUUGACUUUCUCGAAGCACUGUUAUUUUCUUUUAUUUCACAUUUUUUUAUAAAGCAGAAAAUUAAGGGUGCAUAUAUUGAAUGAGCGACAUUCGCCAGUUCACGCCCGCAGCCACCUUAAUGAUUUUAAAAUCCUCCUACAUUCUGUAAUCAGGUGAUAUUACGGAUUAACUGUGAUCAGCGAAAGAACUUGAAUACAUCUACUCAUCCAGUAAAUCGUGUUUCCUUCUGCUGUUAAUUAGUUUUUGUAAACUGACUCGCCGUAUCGUCUGUGGUCUUAUUGGAGGCGUUGCGGCCAGAUAAAACGCGGUUAGAUUUCCUUACUGAUUGAGACCCGAGUCUACUGCAUUUCUCGAGUUACCUAUUUCGUCAGGGCCUAUUGCCAGUAUUAUUUCUCGGGAAUAUCGACUACUUUUCGAUACUUUGAAGAGGUGUUGGUGGUUGCUUUCUCUUAAGCCAACUGUACUCUUUUCAAAACUGUCCAAACAAUGUUAAAACCUGCAUUAAUUCUAUUCCUAAUCCAGGUAUGCAUAAUACGUCGACUUGGGAUAAACACCGUAGACGGCGUCCUGUGCAACUCUACAGGAAGUUUUCCAGAUCAAAACGACUGCAGAAAGUUUUAUAGUUGUUAUCGAAUUGGGACAGAUGCCAUUGAUUACACCUGUCCUUCCGACAGACCUUUUUAUCACGCAAAGAAAAAGGCAUGUAGAAGCAUUAGUAAAGACCAAGCUGCAUCUCUUUGUCCAAUUUUACUGAGUCCAACUCCAACAGCUUCUUCGAGUGGGAGCCUGAUCAUGAGUCACAGUGAAAUAUCACCCUCCUCGCCAGUUAGUAUGGUUUAUAGCCAGUAUACUACACUGCUCACUCAAGGCGUCAUAAUACCUUCGUCUUCAGUACUACCAGGUGUCUCCAAAAGGGGAGUAAUAGUGCCUACCUUGUCGACCUCCGAAGGCCCAAGCUCUUCAAUAACCACAAAAAUUUCAGGAACCUCCAGUCCAACCACGAAUCCUUGCCAGGCAGCGGCUUUUGAAGAGAAAGUCAAAUGCUUCAAAAAGAAGACUGAGAAGAUGAAAAAGAGUAUGCAGGAUAGUACAUCGAUAACGACGAUUCAGGAUAUUUUACGAACUACCGCAAAUGAUGCUGGGGAUGUCUUUGAAACCGCCCUCCAUUCACAAGCACACAGCUCUGCCGCAUUCAACGCUUUUGACAUUGUAAUCAUAUUAGAAGACCUGUGGAAAGAUGUCCUGGAGGAUUUGACGAAUAGCAGUGAACCUAUACGAAUAUUUACCGAGAGCUUUGGUAAGCGUGCGACCAAGAACAAAGAAAACAUACNAAAUGGCGGACGCUUCUCCGCGUUUUGUAAGUGUCUGUGA